AUGUUAUCAUCAAUUUCAAAAAAUAUAUAUAGAUAUAGUAGUAGUAGUAGUAGAACAGUUAAUAGUUCUACAUUGAUUAGAAAUAAUCAUGUUUUUAAAAAUAGUUUAGUUAGUCAGUCGAUUUCAAUGAAUGUUGUUGGUGGUGCUGUUGUUGGAAGAUGUAAUUACUCAAAGAAGAAUAAUGAUCUUGAAAAUGUCAAUCAGAUGCAAGAAGAAUUGAAAAAGAUGACACAAGGAAUGUCGGUAGAGGAAAUCAAUGCAGAGAUCAAGAAGAAAGAAGAACAAUUGAGACAACAGAAGAAUAACAAUUCACAAGAUAAAUCAUCAUCAACAACCGAUAGUGAUGCUACUGAUGAUGCAUCAUCGAAAGAAGCAGCCAGCGAUAGUAAACUUAGAAAGGAGAUAUUGGUCAUUGGUUUGUGUGCAGUGUUGGCAGGUGUUGUAUUCGUAAGAGACUACAAGAGACAAUCUGCAGCGACACACGAUUUCAAUAUCGCUUGGGACAACCUAAAGACACUAGUCGACAAACGUGAUAACCUCUUAAAGUCAAAGGAGACACUCAUCGCCAACAUCACAGAUGCCGUCACCCGUCAAAAUCCAUCGGCAACACCAGAACAAGUCAAACAACAAAUCGAAUUCAUUUUGAACAACAUAUUAGUAGAGAACAAAGAGAUUACAGAAGUAUCGCUACCAUCAAGUUCCGAUCAACAAAAGAGUAAAUAUGGAAGAAUUUAA
Molecule: messenger RNA, 735 nt
Organism: Heterostelium album PN500
Lineage: Eukaryota; Evosea; Eumycetozoa; Acytosteliales; Acytosteliaceae
Gene: rcdJJ
Exons: 1
Coding region: 1-735 (244 amino acids)
Source: RefSeq, a predicted model, not a curated record